GGUGUCAGGUGUCAAAGUUAGUGACAUGAAUGUCACAAACAAAGUGAGUUUAUGAUAUUUUCUAAGCAGUUUGUUGAUUUUCCAUAAAUCCAGUCGAUUUAAAUGUUUGAAACUGCGCGAAAAUGUCCGACAACGAGUGCCCAACAGACGGCCAUCGCCAAUUGCCUGUAGAAACUUACAAAUGCUCGCAGUGUAACUUUUACACCAAUCAUGAGUACUAUUUACAACAACACAAUCUAACUCACGGUCUGCAAGCCCUCAUGGAACAUCACAAGAAAAAUACUCAGGAGUAUAUUCCCCAAUCGCAUCAAGAACCCUACAUCAAAAUUCAAGCCAUGGCAUCCAAAGUAUUUCAUUGUCUGCAGUGCACAUAUCAAACAGACCAGGAAGCCCUCUACAAGCAACACGUUUUGUCGCAUAGCACCCAAUUUGCCGUCGGGUCAUAUCCGCCCAUACAAGCAUACAUUGGCACCGAGGACAAUUACAUGAAGCCCCACACGGGGCUGAUGUUGCCUGCUUCUGAGCCCUUUGCUCCUCAACCAUACGAAUGCAGCCAGGAAACCGAUGCCAAACAGCAUAACACUGAUGGAUUUGACUCGGCUUCAAUAAAAGGAUCAGGCCUCAAUACUCCGACGACAGAGUUCUUCAAGUGCCCAACGAGUUUCUGUACCUAUGAAACUCAAAAUGAACAAAACUGGAAGCAACACAACGUAAGCCAUGACCAAGCGUGUUCUGAGGUGUUCAAAUGUUUGACAUGCGAUUUUGGCACCACUCAAGAGGAGAGCAUCAAACAGCAUAUUAAAGACCACAAACUUGAGGAAGCAAGUCAAACAGAAAACAGCCCAAUAACAAAUGUCCAUGAGGUUUUCCGGUGCAACAACUGCGACUACGAAACGAACCUCAAGGCAUUUUUAAAACGACACAUGCAAAUCCACACCAUAAAAGCCGAAGUAAAAGACGAAAUUGCCGAAAAAUAUCAGUGCUCGCAGUGUAAUUUCGAAACUGAGCACGAGAAAUUCUUGGAAAGACAUGAACGGAGCCACCAAGCAAUAAAGCGUCUCAAAUGCAAGAAGUGUAAGUUCGAGACUCUGUAUAGAAAAAUGUACUGUAUGCACCUAGAGGCGCACAAGUCAAAAAAACCGAUUGUAAAAAAAGCAAAGGCAGACAAGACGACAGUUAAGUGUGGAGAAUGUUCUUUUGAAACCAGUUCAAGAGAACAGUUGGAUAUCCAUAAGAAAAUUAGGCAUGUAAAAAAGGACGAUAUAACUUCAAGCUUAUUUAAUUGUACAUUCUGUAAAUACCAGACGAAUUGGGAGCCUUGCUUGAAGAGGCACAUUGAACGAGAACAUCCGACGAGAAAAAAAGUGAAAGUGAAAAAGGAAAAGGAAAAACUCGAGGUAAAAGUCGAGCAGGAUCCGGAACCGCCACCACCAUCAGAUGUUUUCAGAUGUUAUGAUUGCGAUUUUACCAGUAAAAGCAAGCAAUAUCUCAUUUUGCAUUUAAAAAGGUCUCACAUCAAGGCGGAAAAACUGGAUAAGCCAAAAUCUAAGGCCAAGAUCGACAAAUCAAAGGGUAAAAGUGAUGUUAGUGGUGGUAGGCCCGGUAAGCUUUACGAUUGUAAAUUCCGAAACUGUACAUUCCAAACAUCGAUAAAAAGCAACUAUGUGUACCAUUUGCGGAAACACCAGAGCCAGAAUCCGCAGCGAAUCAUGUUCCACUUUUGCGACCUUUGCGAUUUUAUAGCGAAAACUGAAGACAAUCUCACUGAGCACAAGAAGAGGAUGCAUCAAAACCACUUAAGCCAAGUGUACAAGUGCAAUCAGUGCGACUUUAAGACAGUUUUCAAGCACAGCUUAAAAACUCACUCGAUAAAGCACAAAAGAUACUCCUGCAACGUGUGCGAUGAAGAACUGGAGUCGGCGUUCGCCUUGGUCAAGCAUCGGAGAAGCCAUCAAGUAAACCUCAAGAAUGGCUUUUACUUGUGCGAUGUUUGCGGAUUUCAAAGCAAAAACGACCGAUCUUUAAAGAUGCACAAAAAGACUCACAACCCUGAGUUUAAGUGCCCAGAUUGUCCGUUCCAGACCCACAGCAAGGUGAACUUCCAAAAUCAUUGCGUAAACCACAGGAGUGCAGAUGAGGUAACAAUGUUCCCUUGUCCACACUGUUCGUACCAGUCGCGAUUGAAGCGAAACUUGGCUUGGCACAUGAAGCGGCAUGUCGAUCCCUCAAAGGCCAAAAUCUUCAAGUGUCCCUCUUGUGACUACCAGACGUUCACUAACGCGCAGCUAAAGUCGCACCUGAUGGUGCACAAGAGCAAGGAAGAGGUGAUUAUGUUGAAAUGCGAUUUUUGCACAUUCGAGACGAAAAGGAAGUCGAAUAUGGUGCAGCAUCGUUUGAGGCACUUGAAGGACUCGCCGGACGUUCCGCUGUUAUCCUGCCCCGAUUGCAACUACACGACAGUUGCAAAAAGACAUUUGAAUAAGCACAGGAAAACGCACAACGUGAACCCGGAUAAGAUGUUUCAGUGCACUUAUUGCCCGUAUAAGAUUCAUAGGAAGAUUUACCUGAUGCGCCACAUGGAAAACCACAAAACAGUUGAGACUUUUGGCAAUGAUCAAUGGCAAAGAUAUACGUUUCCGCCGCAGUCGCAAAUGACCAUUACGGGAGUCACGGUGGUUCCGAAUUUUGGACAAAACAUGGGUCAUAACUUGAUGUAAAAGUAACCACGCAGCCUUUUUGUAUUUCGGAUAAGUUGGUACGUUGUUGCUGCAGUUCGUGAAUAAUUGCACACAUGCUGUUGUUGGCACUAUGUUGUGGGCAAGGUAUUAUGAAUUGCAAUGUACAAAAUAGCUGUAAGACUAAACUGAUAUUUUAUAAUCUCUAGUAUAUUUUAACAAUCAAUUUGUAUUAAGUAGUUCAACAAUACUUUUAUUGUGCAAUCCUGCAACUGUAUAUUUUGUCUUCAGAAAGUACCGAUAAAAAGUGUCUAAUGUUUCGCUGGUUUUCUCCGCAAGUGUGAUAGGUAGUGUUUGCAAUUCGCCGACUAAACAAUAUUAGUUGCAACAAACUAAAAAGUGUGUUUAUCUCGUAAUCACUCAAAAUAUAUUUAUUUAGUAAAUAGCAUUAAAUACAUUUCUUAUA
This is a messenger RNA of Dendroctonus ponderosae (mountain pine beetle), 3141 nucleotides long. Its product is annotated as zinc finger protein Xfin. The record is from RefSeq and is a predicted model, not a curated record. NCBI's taxonomy places the organism in Eukaryota, Metazoa, Arthropoda, Insecta, Coleoptera, Curculionidae. Gene Ontology annotation, biological process: regulation of transcription by RNA polymerase II. Bases 123 to 2717 code for a protein of 864 amino acids. Gene Ontology annotation, molecular function: DNA-binding transcription factor activity, RNA polymerase II-specific; RNA polymerase II transcription regulatory region sequence-specific DNA binding. The transcript has 7 exons.